AUGGCCAAAACGUUAGCACAAGGUAGAAAACCUGGAAGUGGUAGAAAGCCAGGGAAAGGCAAGACUUUAAGAGAGGGACGUAAACCUGGUAGUGGUCGUAAGAGAAGAGAUGGGAACAUUAGCAAUGAAAACCAUCUGAUACAUUCAAACGAUACUGUGACUAGUACUGUGAAUUCUAGCCGAAAUGGAAGCGUUUCCAAUGCAUUUACUGAACAAGAUUUAGAAGCUUUACAAGCGUUAAACUCAUUGAACAAAAGCUCUACCUCACCUCGAAGCACUAGUGCCAAUACAAGUGCCACAAACAUCCUACCAAGUAUACAAAUGAAUACUGAUUCCAAUAGUAACAAUAUGUUUCCAAAUGCACACAAUGUAUUUUUAAAUGAAAACACAUCUAAUAAUAAUACAGAAAACAGUAUUACAACAAACUCGGGCCUAAAUAUACACUCUAGCAUACAUAUGAGUAAUUCACUAUCUAAUGGGAGUACAAGUACUAAUGCAACAAAUGGUAGCCAGACUCCCAAUGGGUCGGCCAAUAUACAAUUACCUUUACCAAUACCGAUAAAUAAUGGUAUGUAUGGCAUCAAUCCUAGUUCCAAUUCUAAUGUAAUAAUGAAUAAUAUUCCAAUGAAUAUUAUCAACACCCCUAUAAACCUUAAUAACACAUCUUCAGGAAAUAAUAUAAAUAUAAGCAGUAGCAGUAGGAAUAAUAGUAUUACUGUAUCUUCUUCAACUAUGAAUAAUGCUGAUUUAAAUAUGAAUAUGAUGAUGGGUAUACCCAUGAAUAUUAAUAUGAUUCCUAUACAAACUUCAACUACCACAUAUAUUGAAAGUGCUAAGAAAAUCAAAAAGGGAGACACUGUUUUUGAUAAUAAGACAACGGGAAAUAGCGUCAAUAGCGUCAAUAGCAAAGAUAUUUUCAAAAAUCUGACGCCCAACUUUCCCAAGUUUAACCGUAGUUCUACACCAUGA
Molecule: messenger RNA, 969 nt
Organism: Henningerozyma blattae CBS 6284
Lineage: Eukaryota; Fungi; Ascomycota; Saccharomycetes; Saccharomycetales; Saccharomycetaceae
Gene: DAT1
Product: Dat1p
Exons: 1
Coding region: 1-969 (322 amino acids)
Source: RefSeq, a predicted model, not a curated record